AUGAUGCAAUCAGAAUCCUUCAAUAAUAAUGCACAGCUAACAGGUUGUGGAGCUAGUUGGCUAUGCAAUCCAAGAAGACGAUUUCACCGUUAUGUCGCCUUAUUCUUCAUAUGUUUUCUAACCUUUGGAAGUUACUUUUGUUAUGAUAAUCCUUCAGCACUUCAAGAUGUUAUGCUAAGUUCUUUAGGAAUGUCAAAAGUUCAAUUUAUGAAUUUGUAUGCCUUCUAUUCAUGGCCAAAUGUUUUCCUAAGUUUUGUUGGUGGUUACCUAGUUGAUCGAGUAUUUGGUAUUUCAUUAGGAAGUAUUAUUUUCUCCUUGUUUGUUUUUGUCGGACAAAUUAUAUUUGGUAUUGGUGCGUAUUAUUCAAGUAUUCCUGCAAUGUAUUUUGCAAGACUGAUCUUUGGUAUCGGCGGGGAAUCGUUGGCUGUAACACAGAAUACAUAUUUAACUCAAUGGUUUCCACCGAAUGAAUUGACUUUGGUAUUUGGACUUCAAUUGAGUAUGUCACGUGUUGGAUCCACUAUAAAUAUGGUAACUAUGCAACAACUUAAUCGUGCUGUUGGAAAACACUUCAAUAUACACACAAAUCAACAACUGGGUGCAUCUUUAUUAAUAGCAGCUGUUACUUGCUUAUAUUCUCUUGUCUGUGCUAUAAUUAUGCUAUUUUUGACAAGAAGAGCUAAACGCAUUUUAGGCGUUACUGGAGAAUCUCUACACGAAAAACUUCUUCAGACUAACUCGAAUGCCUCUAGACGUAUUGAUAAUGAUGAACAGGGCGUGGAACAAUCAUCUGCUGUUGUCAAUAAAGAAAAUCAUGAGAAAAUAUCACUUCAGGAUAUUAUACACUUUCCUGGUGGUAUUUGGCUUAUUUGUAUAAUUUGUGUAGCUUAUUAUGUUACAGUAUUCCCGUUUGUCAGUCUUGGUCUGGUAUUUUUUGAAAGAAAAUUUGGUUUAUCUGUUCAAGACGCUGGUAUUGUCAAUAGCCUAGUCUAUAUUGUAUCGGCUGUGGCAAGUCCUGUAUUCGGUUCAGCUAUCGACUUUAUUGGUUAUAAUGUCUACUGGUUAUUUAGUGGUAUUAUUGUCACUAUGCUGUGUCAUAUAUGCUUUGCAUUCACUACUGGUCAAAUCCCACCGAUAGCUAUCAUGAUAAUCAUGGGCUUCGCGUAUUCAAUUCUAGCGAGUAGUCUAUGGCCAAUGGUUGCCUUUAUUCUACCAUUGCAUCAAAGAGGCACAGCCUAUGGGUUGAUUCAAUCGGUGCAGAAUUUAGGACUUGGCGUGAUCUCUAUAUUUGCUGGAUAUUUAGUCGAUACAAAGGGUUAUUUAUUCCUUGAAGUAUUCUUCACCUUCUGCUUAUCCAUCGCUAUCGCCUCGGCAUUCGGUUUAUUAAUCUGGGAUCAACGAUAUCUUGAUGGUGCACUGAACGAGUCAGGUGCUAGUAGACGAUCAAAAACUGCUGCAGAAAUAGCUGAUAAUAUAAGUCGUGCAUCUUUGGAGCCAGUUAUUGCAUAA
This is a messenger RNA of Trichobilharzia regenti, 1509 nucleotides long. The record is from the annotation of a GenBank genome assembly. Lineage: Eukaryota; Metazoa; Platyhelminthes; Trematoda; Strigeidida; Schistosomatidae.